Molecule: messenger RNA, 1663 nt
Organism: Bactrocera neohumeralis
Lineage: Eukaryota; Metazoa; Arthropoda; Insecta; Diptera; Tephritidae
Gene: mof
Product: histone acetyltransferase KAT8
Exons: 1
Coding region: 81-1616 (511 amino acids)
Biological process (GO): regulation of DNA-templated transcription
Molecular function (GO): histone acetyltransferase activity
Source: RefSeq, a predicted model, not a curated record
AAGAAGAUAAUAAAAACAUUUUGCUAAUUGAUUGGACGCGUAAAAAUAAUUUUUGCUAAUAAGAUUUAAAUGUGCACACAAUGACGGUAACUGAAAGUUCUAAGGUAAACAAUGCUGAUAAAACUACUCAACAAGACGAACAAAUGGUUAAUGCAACAGACAAAAAGGAAAUAGAUGCAAAUAGCACAACUACAGAAACUACUGGAAAAACACCGGCCACAGAAAAUGUUGCAAUCAAAACAAACGCUGAAUUAGGGCCUUCAACAACAACUGCAACAGCUACAACUAAUCAAAACGAUAUGCAAAUUAAAACCGGUGAGGUAUAUCUUAUUAAACGCGCUGAUGGUAAUGUAUAUCCAGCGCAAAUUAUUCAGUCUCGUCCUGGGGAACCAGCCACGGGAAAUUCCGCUAGCACACCUGCUGAGUACUAUGUACACUAUGUUGGACUAAACCGACGACUGGACGAAUGGGUUUCGCGUGAUCGCAUUACGGAUGCAACAGACGCUGAAACAGCCAGUGAAGCAGCAAAUUCUGCUGACUCUGCAGAUGGUAAUGGUGGUAAAACUAUUAAACAAUUAAGUAAGGAGCAAAUUGCAAAUUUAGAAAAUCCUUUACCAAUGGAAAAUAGUGAUCGUAAAUUGACACGCAAUCAAAAAAGACGACAUGAUGAAAUUAAUCAUGUACAGAAAACGUAUGCAGAAAUGGAUCCAACAACAGCAGCGUUAGAAAAAGAACACGAAGCAAUUACAAAGGUCAAAUAUAUCGAUAAGCUACGUAUUGGACGUUUCGAAAUAGAUACUUGGUAUUUCAGUCCCUAUCCCGAGGAAUAUGGCAAAGUGGGAACAUUAUAUGUUUGUGAAUAUUGCCUGAAAUAUAUGCGCUUUCAAAAGACCUACCGCUAUCACGCAUCCGAGUGUACACAGCGACAACCGCCAGGAAAUGAAAUAUACCGUAAGGGUACAAUAUCUAUAUUUGAAAUUGACGGUAAAGAGCAUAAACUUUACUGUCAAAUACUCUGUUUAAUGGCUAAAUUAUUUUUGGAUCACAAAACAUUAUACUAUGAUGUGGAACCAUUCUACUUUUACGUACUUUGUGAAAUCGACAAGCGAGGAGCACAUAUAGUGGGAUAUUUUUCUAAAGAGAAAGAGUCGCCAGAAAAUAAUGUUGCUUGUAUAUUGAUCCUGCCACCGUAUCAACGAAAAGGAUAUGGAAAAUUAUUAAUAGCCUUUAGCUAUGAGUUGUCAAGGCGAGAAGGUGUUGUUGGUAGCCCGGAAAAGCCACUUUCCGAUCUGGGACGUUUGAGCUACCGCAGUUAUUGGGCGUAUACCUUGUUGGAGUUUAUGAAAGAAUGUCGCACAACAACACAAAGUAUUAAAGAGUUGAGUGAAUUAAGUGGUAUAACACAGGAAGACAUCAUUUAUACACUGCAAUCAAUGAAAAUGGUUAAAUACUGGAAAGGCCAACAUGUUAUCUGCGUGACACCGAAAACAGUUAUGGAACAUUUGCAGUUGCCGCAAUUUAAGAAACCGAAAUUAACCGUUGAUCCAGCUUACCUUCGUUGGGUACCACCUAAAAGAAACCCAACUGGAAAUGCUAAAUUUAAGAAAGUUGCUUAAAUAGUUUAUUAUAAUGAGAAUUGAAUAAAAAAUGUUUAUGCAAAUAA